AUGAGGAACUUUGACUGGCUCACAGUUUUUUUCCUCUGCAGCCUCAGUUGGAUCUCUGUUUCAGUUUCUGAUUCUCAGACGUUGGAGGUUCACUCUGGAGAAGAAGUCACACUAUUGUGCUCCAACUUUUCCAGUUCUCCCACACAAAUUAUCUGGUUCAGAGUGACCAAAGGAUCCAGAGUCCACUGCAUCACCUCUUUGUUCAAGCCUCAUGAACCUGCUUCAUUCUGUACUGGAUUUGAAAAUGGAAACUUUGAGAUGAGCACCAACAUAUCCACUGUCUUUCUCAAAAUCAAACAAGUGGAUUUAUUGGACUCUGGACUGUAUUUCUGUGGAUGGAAGUUCAGCAACAAUCCAGUGAUUGUUGAUGCAACAUAUUUAGUGGUCCAAGACAUGUUUGAAAGGUUUACCAGUGUGGUGAGUGUGAUCCUGGCUGUUCUGACUGUUCUCCUCAUCGCAGUCACUGUUUGUCUGGCUGUUAAAAUCAAAAAGCUGUAUAAAGCUCACGCUGAAGAACAGAAUCCCCAACAAGAAGAGAGGCAGAGCUCAGAACACCUGGACUAUGCAGCUAUGACAUUUCAUCCAAAAAGAGUAACUCACCACAGGCCUGCAUCAGACAGAGAAGUGGACCCAAAUGUCAUUUAUUCAUCCACUAGAUAG
This is a messenger RNA of Archocentrus centrarchus (flier cichlid), 660 nucleotides long. RefSeq names its product immunoglobulin superfamily member 6-like. The record is from RefSeq and is a predicted model, not a curated record. Gene Ontology annotation, biological process: response to bacterium. NCBI's taxonomy places the organism in Eukaryota, Metazoa, Chordata, Actinopteri, Cichliformes, Cichlidae. The transcript is spliced from 5 exons. Bases 1 to 660 code for a protein of 219 amino acids.